This is a messenger RNA of Sphaerodactylus townsendi, 3491 nucleotides long. RefSeq names its product lengsin, lens protein with glutamine synthetase domain (gene LGSN). Gene Ontology annotation, molecular function: glutamine synthetase activity. The record is from RefSeq and is a predicted model, not a curated record. Bases 66 to 2405 code for a protein of 779 amino acids. Lineage: Eukaryota; Metazoa; Chordata; Lepidosauria; Squamata; Sphaerodactylidae. The transcript has 4 exons. Gene Ontology annotation, cellular component: cytoplasm; membrane.
UAGUAGGUGCAUUUUUCUUGCCUUUGGCUGUUUUGGAAAAGAGCUGGGGCCGAAAUGUGUGGGAGAUGGACACAGAUCAUCUCAGUCAGCAGAAAACAGCUGGAAAUGAAAAUGAAGAAGUUGAUGGCAACUGCCCGUGUGGAUUAAGGAACAAAAGAGGAGUCAAGGGCAGCAUAAAACAAACUCCAUCAGCAGAAUAUGACAAAAUGGACUCUUCUAAUUCUGCCGAUGCUUCUGAUCUUCUGAGUCAAGAGAGAAAGCUUGUUUUCCAUUGCAUUGAAAAACCAUCUGGCUCCCCACCAGGGCAGAAAGCAAGUGAUACCCCUUCAACAGUCAAACAAGAAGGCCCAGCACAGAAUGAAAAAGAAAUGCCCAAAUAUGGAGAACUGUGUGAAAAUUACCCAGAGAAUCAUGAGAGAAUGGAAACUUCAAGCAAAGAGAAUCAGACCUUGAGGACAGACUUAAACAGCAAGGAAGAGAAACUUGCGUGGGUUGAUAUAUCAAGGAGUGGGGAGAAUUCAGAGACAAUGGCAAAUGACCAGAAGGCACCUGAUACAGCAGAGGGUGACUCGACAUUCCACACAACCCAGAAGAAGAACAAACAUGACAAUUUAACAACUCUAGAAAGAGACAGUAAAGAUUAUCAUGCCCCAGCUUCUGGAAUUUCCAAAGAAACUUUGCAAGAGUUGAAAAACCUGUUGAGAGAGAGCCCGCUGCUUAGUACCAGGGCCAGGAACAGUGAUACAUUUUCCCAUACACUUCUGCUGAGCACUAGCGAUAAGCAAAGUAGACAUGUUGAGACUAUUCACCCUCAUUUAAGAGGAGGUGAUCAGAAAGUUCCUACCAUACACAAGCAUGUAGCAGGGCAACUAGGGAAUCCACCACUGGUUCACAGCUCAGCAGGGCUGAAUAAGCAGCAGUCCAAAAGUGAUGAUAUGGAGCAUCCUGUAGAAAAACAACAGACACCUUCCCAAAAUGUGGGCAGUACGUCAGGAAUUAAAUUGGACCCUACUCCUGGUCGGCAUGAGCAAAGAAGAAAUGCAGAUAUAAAGGGCCCUAGAAUGCACAUCCCUCAUCACUUAGCCUCUGAGAUUGAAGACAUUAUUGAACAGAUGGCCAAAGACAACAUACAUUUUGUCCGAUUUGAAGCGACGGAUCUUCAUGGGGUUUCAAGAUCAAAGAGCAUCUCUUCUCGCUUUUUUCGGGAGAAAGCAAUCCAUGGUGUAACCAUGCCCAGAGGUUAUCUUGAACUGACUCUGCAUCCAAAGGAUAUGGAAAUAAAUCAAAUAAGUGCCAGCAAUUUCAACUGUGAUAUAGUCCUGAGUCCUGAUUUAACAACUUUCCGAGUUUUACCAUGGACUGAACAAACUGCAAGAGUGAUAUGCGAUUCCUUCACUGUAACAGGCAACCCGCUAAUGACUUCACCCAGGCACCUUGCCAGACAACAGUUAAACCAGCUUCAGGAUAGUGGUUUUGCUCUGUUUUCUGCCUUUACCUAUGAGUUCUGUAUUUACGGGAUUGCUGAAAUUGUGAAUUCAAAGACAAUCUCUUUUCCUGCUGCAACCUUAUUGAAUAAUCAGGACCAGUCUUUCAUUCAGGAACUCAUUGAUGGGAUGUAUCAUGCCGGGGCAAACAUUGAGAGUUUCUCAUCUUCCUCAGGUCCUGGACAAAUGGAGAUUUCUUUGCACCCUGAGUUUGGCAUACGUGCUGCUGAUAGUGCCUUCAUCUUCAGAACAGGCAUUAAAGAAGUGGCCAAAAAGUACAACUAUAUUGCCAGCUUUUUCACUGAGAAUGGAUUUUGCAACUCAGGUGUUUUGUCGCACAGUCUUUGGGAUAGCAAUGGGCAAAACAACCUGUUUUCUUUUGGUCCGGGAGGUCCCGAGUUCACUGACAAAGGGAAGAAUUGGCUUGCAGGACUCCUGCAGCACUCUGCAGCUCUCAGCUGUUUGAUGGCUCCAACCAUUGGCUGCCGUAAACGGUACAGCAUUUACAGUAAGGAGUCAAAGGAUACUGUGACAGCCAGUUAUGGUUGUAAUGACAAUAGUUGUGUGUUUAAUGUCAAAAGUCAUGGUGAAAAAAGAACUCAGAUAGAAAACAAGUUAGGCUCUGCUAUAGCAAAUCCUUACUUGGUGCUGGCUGCCACAAUUGCUGCUGGUCUAGAUGGAGUAAGGAGAGGGCUGAACUUCCAUGAAGGAUCAGAGGAGAUCUCUGAUCUUGCUCAAAUCAAACCUGCUACAAUCCCACUGAAUCUGGAAGAUGCUCUUGUAGCAUUUCAGGAAGAUGAAUGUAUCAGGGAAGCACUAGGUGACACCUUUGUUCGAUAUUUUGUUGCCAUGAAACGGUAUGAAUUGGAAACAGAAGAAAUGGAUAUUGAAAGGAAUAGAAUUUUAGAAUAUUUUAUCUAGUAGGAAUAUUUUCAACUUGGUAAAAACCUGUGUUUCUUUAGCAUUGCAGUGAUUGUGAGAGCUUUCAUUUUCUGUUAUUGUAUUUCAUAAUCAAACAACGUAUGAUGGUGAAUAGAUCUCCUACAUAUAUUGAAAGUACUUUGGGAGGUUUUCAUUCAUAAUGGGACAUAGGCUUGAGGUGGUGGUAGUGGAAGAGGCAUUUUUAUUGUAACAUUUUCCUAAUACAAAUUACCUCCCUCAAUCUGGGGGAUGAUAAUUUGUCAUAGUUGGCAAAUGAACAGGGAUCCACAUAAUGCCUACUCAUUUCUUCCAAGGGCAAUUAGUAGCUGGGUCUGGGUGAGAAAGAGAUACAUCUGGAAAAUGGAACAGGAGGGGAGAGCAUUACCUCUAAGCCAAAAUGAUGUUGCUGUUUUUGCUACUCAAUACAAGGGAGAUCCAUUCAUGGAUCUCCUAACAUCACAUCUAGUUUGGCCUGCGUUCAUCAUCAGUGGAAUCCCCACCGUCAAUUAAUGCAUGAUACUCAUGUGAAAUAUCCAGAUUUCAGCAAGAACUCCCCACCGCUCAACCACCAAACAUGGAUUCAUUCCGGUUCUGGUGCUCCAGCUCCCCCUUAUAACGUGUUUUCUAAGAACCUGCAUGGAAGUGUACCUUUAAAAAAAACACAUGCUGAACCCAGAUCAGUGGGGAGGUUCGGGGGUUGAAUCUAGAUUAAUUUCCCCACCAUAGGGAGUGAUGUGGAGCCUUCCAACCAAUCAGAGUGCGGUAGGCUGUGCGCAAAGCGCACACAGCCCUUUAUUUGUUUCACGCCGACGGAGGCCACAUUGAAAUGUGGCUGCAUGGAAUGUGAUUUCUGUGCCAACUGUAAACUAAAAUUAGACUUUUCUGCCAGUGCAGCUGCGUGGGUAAAGAGUGCCAAAGCCGCGCAUAAAUAUAGCUUAGUGCGAAAAACAGCUACCGUCCUAUCUACAAUGCGCAUGGUGACACAGCUGCGCAAAAAAAGUUUAAAAAACAUUUCCUGCCCCAACGCAGCGCAACAGCCAAUCAGGACGAGGAAGAAAGGGCCGUUGAGCAGAUCGCUCGUUCAAU